Messenger RNA from Taeniopygia guttata (zebra finch), 21944 nucleotides. Lineage: Eukaryota; Metazoa; Chordata; Aves; Passeriformes; Estrildidae. The record is from RefSeq and is a predicted model, not a curated record.
GACGCGUUUGGCAUGUUUGGCCUGUGAGUGCUCAUGGCUGGGUCAUGUCUAGCCUCUCAUCCACCAGCACCCCCAAAUCUUUCUCACAGGGCUGCUCUUGAUUUGUUCAUUCCCCAGCCUGUCUUGAUACAUGGACUUGCUGUGACCCAGAUGCAGCACCUUGUAGUUGGUCUUGUACCUUGGUAUUGUUAAAUCUCAUGAGAUUCCCACUUCACGACCUUGCCCAGGUCCCUCUGGAUAUCAUCCCACUCUAUUUUGACAAGUUUAGCAAUUGAGAGAUGAGUGGAAGAAAAUGGUACGGGACACCAAAAGCCUGAUGAUUAGAAGUAUCUUUAUAUUUCUGGGUAGGCUUUGUAGAAAAUACCAUAAAUUCUGAGCUAUUACUGUGUGAUAGUGUGCUGGUUUUGUCUGGGGUAGAGUUAAUUUUCUUCAUGGUGGCUAGUGUGGAGCCAUACUUUAUUGCAAAGUACCUUUGUACUUGCGCUGAACACAAGUAAAGCCACACUAGCGAGCAGGUUGGGGGUGGAGGUAUCACCAGGACAGUUGACCCAAACUGACCAAAGGGAUAUUCCAAACCAUACGAUAACCUGCUUAGUAUAUAAAGCUGUGUGAAGGGGAGAAUGUUUGCAGUUACAGCUUUUGUCUUCCCAAGUAACACAUGGGAAUUACAUGAGAAUUACACAUGAUGGUCCUGUGGUCUCCUGGAGAUGACCAGCUUAGUUUUUGUGGCACAGAUAGGAACUCCUAACCUGUGCUUUCACAGGUUUUGUUUGAAAUAGCUUUUUCAUUUGCAUAAAAGAAACACCAAUUGUCUGGUAUCUAUUUCCAUAGUAGAAAGUGCUGAUGAAAAGUAGAAGAUGGGUUGAACCUGUGUUAGGGUAUUCUUUCUGAAUAAGUCUACUUAGACUUACAGCUUCAGGAAAACGGGUCCAGUGAGCACAUCUAAGCUUUCAUGACUCAUUCUCUGAAGUCUUAAGCUCAGAGGAGAAAUGACCAUCUGUUUGAGAUUGUUUAUAACUGUCAGUGUUUAAAUAGCUUUAUUUUGUUCAAAAUGUUGAGUCCUGUGUACCAGUUGGGCUGAGCAGACACAAAAAAUAGAAAACACAAUCAAAAGCACAUUGGCAUUCUGUACAGAAAUGAAGUGUUAUGAACUAAAGAAAAGUUACUAUUUUGUGCCUUAUGCCCAUCAACACUUCCAGUAAGUUUGAAUCAUUUGUUAUAUGAGAUUUCCUGGUUGUGAGACAGUGUUACCCCCUGUAUGACAUUGGGCUGAGGGGGUAAACACCCUUGAAUACCAGUAUGCCAGUGGGCUAUUCGAUGCAUGAAACAGACUACAAAAACUGGCUUAAUAAAGGGAUUGGAUCGGGUGGCGAUCUGGGAAUAGUGAAGUUGGUGUAGCAUGUUUGACAUACCCUGGCAUGAUUUUUUUUUUUUUUUUUUUUUGAGGUUAAGUUUCUUUUCAGACACCAGGUAAUAGGUUGCACAGAAGAAGGCUGGGUAUCUGAUGGACUUGUGGUAUCUGAUGGACUUGGUUUUUUUGUGGGUUUUUUUUGUUUGGUUUUUUUUGGGGUUUGUUUUGUUUUGUUUUAUUUUAGCUCCAGUUGUUUCUGUAUGAAAACAACUGCUCUUAAAGUGAGAUUUUUUUUUCCCCAGAGAGAAUAAAGAGGAGCUUUUAGUCGUGUCUUAAGUGACAGUUUAUCUGCUUAGAUUUGGAUGAGAUUGUUGGUACUUGGAUAUGAAAGAUUAAAGGAAACCUGUUUGAAGAAACAGCUUGGCUGUUGCAGGAUAUUUUGUGCCAGAGGUUUAUUGGAGCGAUGUCAGGAAGCAAAUGGUUUGCCAUAGAUUUUAAAUAUAAAACUUAUGAUGAUGGUAAUUAUGAGUGACUUUUGACGCCUGUAGAUGGCUGCUGGUUACCUCUGCCAAAUUUGAGGUUUUUCAUACUUGAGCAAACACAAUAUAGAGUUGGACUUCAAAACUUCAGGUGUAGAGUGAGUUGCCUUUUUGUUUUGUUUAAAGUUGCAGGUGGAUAUCAGGGAUUUUUGGUAUGAAAAGACAAAUGAGAACUUAGACCUGCUGGAUGUUUCACCUGAGGGUGUCUCAUAACAGUAACAAGGGGUUUCAUUAUCAAGCUGUGAUGCUUAGCACAGUGUGGCCUAGGCAUAGUGGAGGUCUUGUGUGGCAGCAGUGGAAGAAAGGCUUUUACAGCAGUCAGACUAAGGAGAAAUGAGAUUGUUGGACGUAUGUGUUAAUAAAGUUAAACAUAACAUAUUGGUUAUCUUGCAUUUUGCAUUGCUAAUGCCUGAAAUCAGAUAGGUCUUUAUUCUGCCCACUUUCAGGGAGAGGUCCCUUGCAAGUAGGUCACAGGGGCUACUGUUCAGUUAUUCUGGACUUUGUUAAACCUUAAAAGUGGGUAAUAGUCUGGCUGUCAUGACAGGGAGGUGGUUUAAAUUAUUUUCACCCAUAAUGGAAAGUAGGAAAAUUACUUCUCACUUAAACCUGGCAACAGUCUCCUUGAAUUAGUAGCUCUUCAAAAGUUGAACAAAAUGGUCUGAUGGUGAAGUAGUUGGGGAGUGAUAGUGGAGGGUUGAGUAUGUUGCAUUGUGUUCUUAAAAUGAUGUGAAUUUUAGUAAGGUGCUAAGGUAGCAGCUAAUGAUAUCUUAUGGAAUCUCAGAACAGUUGAUGUUGGUAGAGACCUCUGGAUACCAUCCAGUCCCAACCCCUUGCCAAGGCAGGGUCACCUAGAGCAGGUGAUACAGGAAUAUGUCCAGGUGGGUUUGGAAUGUCUUCAUGCUUCCUUGAACAGCCUGUUCCAGUGCUCUGCCACCAUCAGUGUAAAGAAGUUCUUCCACAUGUUGAGGUUGGACUUCUUGUGGUUUAGUUUAUGGCUGUUGCUCCUCAUUCUGUCUCUGAGCACCACUGAAAAGAGUCUGGCACCACCCUCUUGAUACCCGCCUUUGAGACAUUUGUAUACAUUAGUGAGAUCCCCCCUCAGUCAUCUCUGCUCCAGACUGAUCAGACCCAGUUCCUGCAGUCUCUCCUCAUGAGGGAGAUGCUCCAGGCCUCAAAUCACCUUUGUGACCUCUGCUGGACCCUUUCUGGUGGCUCUUCUUCUGUCUUCUACUGAAGAAACCAGAACUCGACCCAGUCCUCCAGAUGUGGCUUCAGCUAGGGCUGAGUACAUGGGAAGAAUCACCUCCCACCUUAUAUGGAUAGGAUUUCACAUCCAUUUAUAUACUUCUAGAUUUUCUUGCUCUUUUUCAACUUCUUGAGGUAGAUUUCUGUGCUGACUUUUUCAGAAUGAAGCAAAGAGGUGGUGGAGUAUCCUAUGUUAGAAGACGCUCAGAAGCUCCCUGGACAUGGUCCAGGCUUCUAGUUAGUCCUAUUUGAGAAGGGCAGUUGGACCCAGUGAUCUCCAGAGGUGACUUCCAACCCUGAGUGAUCAUUGUGUGAGUUUAGGUGGUCAGAUGUUCUUAAGGGUGGUGUAUGUGAUGCCUUAUUGAGCUGAAUGUCAGCUUUGGAAAACUUGUGGGAAACAUCACAUAUAAUUGCUGGAGCAGCUAUGGAAUUUGAAACAUGACAGAGUCUGCAAAAUCAGGCUUGCAAAUGAAAAGUCUCUUGUCUGCGUUCUGUGUGUAGAUUCUUUAAUCUUCUCUAAUAACUCAAAUUCAGCUAUCAACAAGAACAAAAAAAAAAGAACCUAACACCGCAAAACAAGGAAAAAAAUCCCACCCGACAAAUUUGCUAAAUUCCACUUUUUUUUGCAGGUGAACUUGAUAAACAAAGGAGUUAAGCAUUAUUGUUGUUCUUUACUAGGAUAUUAGUCUUUUUCUUAAUUUAGUAAGAAUACAAAGUUGAUGUGAUAAGUUUAGAAAGUUCUCCAAAAGGAAGGAAGACGAGUAUGGCAUGUAGUCAAGGUUUCCAAAAAGAAGCAGUCAAACCUAGGUGAUUUGACUGGCCCUUGGUAGAACUGACAAUGUUGGGAUGUGCAGUGUAUGUAUAGAAGCCAUUUCAUCCAAGCUGUUGAGACACACCCAGUUAAAGCAGCUUAUAAGGGUUGAUAGCUGAUAGCUUUUUUGAAAAACGUAAAUGAAGCUUUCAAAUAUGAAAGGUUUGGAAGUCAAGAUGUUGUGUAGUAGAGGGCUCCCAGCAACCUUGAGCUCACCUGAUGAAGCUUUUGUUGAUUUCUUCUUGUUGUUACUUGGUUUGUAUUAAUGUGCUUUAACAUUUAUGUCAGUUUUUGAGAUGUCCUCCUCUUCUCCUCCAUGCAUCUGUAAAUAUUUAUAAUAAAAUGCUAAGUUGUUGAGGCUUCAGUUCCUUUAUUUUUAAGCUUUCAGGAGCACAUGUGUUUUGCUAGAAAUACUUGACUCAUAUUCUUUCUGGUUGGUAGUCUUCUGCAGCAUGAGUGUUUGGGGGACACAGCUUCGUGGAGUGAAGGAGUUUGUUUCAUAGAGGUGGUAAUAAGAGUGUUUACCUCCCUAAUGAACUCCCAAGAUCCCAUGGUUGCAUGCUGUUCAAUCAUUGCAUCACAAACACUUGGCUAAAAACCAGAGUAGGAACAAGCAGUCCCAGAAGCAGAUUGCUCCCUAAGGUGAACAGAAUCUGCUUAGGUCAGUUUACAUUGGCACAGUUUAUUCUGGAUCAGGUAAUCCAAUUGUGAUAGGUUUGCAAAACAAUUUAUACCACUUUUCUCCACUUGCUUUUCAAGUGCACUCUCUCUGCCAGCUGAAUUGCAUCUACCACUUACUGCUUUCUUAGUUCUCUUGAAAGAUUCCUGCUGCUUCUUUCCUGUGCCUUGUCUUAAUAAAUACAGAAAUUCACCUUAAGAGUUAUACCUCUUCUUAGUGCCUCAGAGAAGAGCUUUGCUAGUACUGUUAGUCUGAAUAGCUAAUCCAUGUACUGUAAUGGAUUCUGUAGAGAAAUAUAACAAUCUGUAUUUUGCAUAAUCAAAAUAAAAUGUAACAGACUGAUGUGACACUUGGGAGACUGCACCACUUACUGUUUUAUAAAAUACUGGGAAUAAGAAUUGGUUUUAUGGAUUUUUUUAUCUCCUCUGCCAUUUUAUAUUAGUUUUUGGGUUACUAUUCAGACAUUCUUUUUCAUUUGACACUUAAUGUUGGUUUUAGACCCUGUGGGCGUGGUAGGGGGACAAAUAGUUGGUACCUGUGUUGUAAAUCACUGGUGGGGAAGGAUGUCACUGAGCAUUUUUGUAUUUUCUGAAAUUCUCGGUGAAUUAAGUGCUUUUGGUAGUGUGUGAAAAAAUUAAAAUGGGAAGAGAAAUACAAGAGAAAUUCUGGGGGAAACAUUCUUUCUAAUUUUAGCCUGUAGUGCUUGGGCAUACUAAGAUAUUUCCAAAAUCCCUAUGAUAUUUCCAAUUAGUGUUUCUUCCUCUGGAAGGCUGUUUAAAGCACUUCUGCUGUGUGUUAGAACUUGAUGUGUGGUUAACUCUUUUCCUUGAGGUUUACCUGCCUUCCUUCUGAUGGGUUUACUGAAGAGUGUUGACUUAAUUGUAGGUUUUCUUUGAUAAAUGAAGUAGAAAGCUCAACACUCUCUGUACUGUUGCAUAAACAAACAAAAAAAAAAGUCAUUUAUUAACUUCCUGGAACAAAAUGCUUUUCCUCUCAGUCAUUGUUGUCCCUGUGUGUUUGGGAAUCUUUACAUGUGUUCUGCAUACUUCUGUGAAACAGGAAUGCAGCUGUUGAAUAAAUUGGUAAUGUUUUUUGUUUUCAGUGCGUCACUUUUCUGUUACCAGAAUUGGAAGGGAGACCUUUAAUCGUACUGAUUUUUUUUUCUUAGAUUGUGCUUUUUGAAGCACCUGAUAUGAGUCUGUCUUAGUUAAAGCUGAAAACAUUGAGUAGCUUUUGAGGCUUCUCUUGUACUACAUCCCUCAGUUCCCUCUCUCCUUUCUGAUAUAAGAGGAAGAAGGCGAAGGAAAUGUAUUUAAUGUAAUAUUUAGUACUUCAGUUUACUCAUUAUGCUUUUUGAUUUAUUUUACAUACUGUUCUGUUUGAGACUAGAAAAUUGCUCAUGAAAAAGUUACACAUGAAAUUUUGGAGAAGGAUAUGGAUGAAGUUCCUUAUGGAGCCAUAGUCUUAAAAUAUGAGCUUGUAUAACUCUUGUUCAGUGUUUAAAGCAGGUGAGUACAUCAAGGAUCAAUGAAUAAAUGCAAUCUCUGCUAGCAGCUAACUGUUUGAACAUAUCUGGUAGCAUACCCUACCUGAUACCCUCUUGAUAAUACAUCCUAGAAAUUAAAAAGGCAGGGGGAAGUGGUGUUGUCUGUUGGCUUUGUAUGCUUAUCUACACUACACAGUUCAUGCAGUAGCUGUUGCUGGAAGCUUGGAGGGCGUUCAGCCACUGAGCUCUGUUCCUUACUGCAGUAAUAAGCUUUUCGUUGUGGUUCAUUAAAUGCAGCUGCGGUGAAUUAGAACCAGAUUAAGUAAAUUCAGCUGAUCUGCUUUGAAUGUUCCAGGUAUUUUUGUCAAAAGUUACAGGCUUGCUUUCUUUUUGGGCCCUUACUGGAAAGAAUAGGUAAUUACGGAAGCUAAACAAACUCAGAAGGUGUCACAGUUUUCAAAUUUGAACUAUGUUAGUUCUAAAAAUUCCAAAUUACUUUUUCUUUCUGUGAGAGAUAAAAAUCAGCUGAGGAACUGGUAGUUUGGAGACAACCAUGUGACUUCUCUAACGUCUGAUACUUAACACUCUAAAAAUAAUUGCCAUAUGGGAUGUCUUUAUUGUGAGGACAGCCUCUGCUAGUUGAGAACCCUUCUGUGUUUAAGCACUUUCUGCUACUAAACAUUUUUAGCUGUUAUCUAAGUGAAAUUGUCAUACAGCUUUAAAUGAGAGCUGCUGUCGUUGUCCAAAGAUGUUGUAGAAAAGGAAGUUAUUUUCUCUGAAUUUAAUAGGGACAGUUACAGCAGUAUUCUCUGUUCUUCUCUCUGUGGAAUGCAUUUUAGAUCUCUGUUAAAAACAAACUGAAUAAAUAAAUUGAUGUUACACCAGUGAAAAAUGCAGCAAAUUAAGACUAACACUUGGCUGAAUUUGUUUCAAGCCUUUCUGUUACAGCUGCUUAACCUUCUAGCAACCUAGAGAGAUUUUGUAGGUUUGGUGGAGGUUAUUUGGAGACAUGCAUGCCAGACCCUGUUUCAGCAGUUCUUCUUCCUUGUUCUGAAGGGAGUUUAGACAUAAGCUGUUGUAAACAAAUAGAAUAAUUCUUACAGAGCCAUUGAAUGUCCUUUCAAAAUGUGGAGUAAAGAAAGCAAAAUCUAAAGUUGUACACGCUUCUGUGGCAGAGGUUAUAAUUAGUAUAUGUAGUCUCUGGUGCUUUGAAUUUACAGUAAGUUUGGGAGAUAAGUUACCAAUAGUCCAUAUUUUUGCAAAUGGGAAGAAUUACUAUAUUAAAAGCUAUUUUCAUUGUCAGUCAAGUCAUGCUUGAUGGCAGAUCAUCAGUGUCAGAAUGCUGCUCUCUUUUACUUGUGUGGUAUCCCACUCUUAGCUUCCUUUUGUCCUUGACUCUUCUAGUGUCAUAGACCUUAGAUAAAAUGACAUUAGACUUUGUGACUAACUUUUUCAACCUUUCCACACACUGACAUCUUAGAAGUCUUUUCAACAUCAGGCUCCAGAGCUUUGGUGUCAGAAAAUUGGCAGUCACAAGAUUAAAACGAUUUAUUUAAAUAUUUCUUUUUUACAAAUUCAUAGAAUUGUAAAGGUUGGAAAAGACCUCCAAGGUUAUUGAGUCCAGCCUUUGACCAGACAUGACCAUGUCAACUAAACUGUAGUAUCCAGUCAUUUUUUUGAGUACUUGCAGCAAUCAUGAACUCUGCCAUCUCUCUGGGCAGCCCAUUCCAGUAUAUAACAAUCCUUUCAGUGAACCAUUUCCUCCUGAUGUGCCAUCUGAAUCUUCUUCUGUCCCAAUUUAAGGCCAUAUUCUCCUGUCCUUUUGCUGGUUGCCUGGAAGUUGCCUGGAAGAGGAGGCUGACUCCCACCCAGCUACAGUCACUUUACAGGUAGUUAUAGAGAGUGGUAAGGUCUCCCCUGAGACUCCUUUUCUCCAGAAUGAACCAGAACUCAUUCAUCCACUCCUCACCAAACUUACUCUCCAGACCCUUCACCAGCUCCUUUGCCCUCUCUGGACCAGGCCAUCCAGACAGUUCUUAACCCAGUGAAGAGUGCACCUGUUCUAGUUAUGGGCUGUGGCUUCUUCUGGAGAAAUUGAAAUAAUUCACUGCAGGUGCAGCUGCAUUUAGCCUCAGGCAGCUACUCCUGAUUUGCUCUGUCUUCAUAGAGUAAAAGAGCUGUAAUUCAGCAGAAUCUGAGCACUUUGACAUCUUUUAUCUGAGAAACAGUUUUGCAGAGCUGACUUGCUGGUUACGUGUGACUGUGCAGUGUGUACAGUAUUUAUGCGGUAGAGAAAGCUUAAAUUCCUUUUUUCUUUAUUGAUGCUUCUAGGAACUUACUCUUCUAGUAUUUUACCCAAAAUCAGAGAAAAGAAUAAACUUUUGAAGGCUAAAAGUUGAACAUUGACUGAAAGUUACAUUUAAUAUAGAAUAGUAUAAAAUGUUUGCACAGUGAAUUAAGUAGAUGAAAAUCCUGUUUGACUUGUUGGUUUAAAAACAGCCUAACAAUCAUGUCUUCUUUAAUAUUGUAUCUGUAUAAUGGGACAAUCAAACACGGUUUUGAUCUUUGAGAUGUGUGAGUUGUUAAUACCAGGGCUGCUGUACUCAGAGGUGCUGGUCUUUGUUUAGGAAGUUGGUGGAAAGUAGUUUCCUGCAUUGUGAAGAAGGAAAAGUCCUAGCUUUAUUGCUGUGAGACAAUAUAGCACUUCAUACGACCUAAAUCCUUUCGAAUUUUGCUUAUCCUGACUGCAGCUUCAUUUCCAGAAGUGGGAAAUGCCUAUGUUUUCAUGUUAGUUACGCUGUUUUUUUAAAUACCUACACCUGAAUUGUGGGCAGAAAAGCUUAAAUUAAGUCUGUCCAACUGAAUAUUGUGAACUAAAUACUCUUCUUCAUGAUUCACAUUGUUUUAGAGCUAGAAUGUGCUGACGUCCAGUGGCACAGAUUUCUUCAAACUCAUCUGCUGCUUUUAUAAUAUGGGGAAUCUGUUACAGGGUAAUUAGACCACACUUUUUUGACAACGGCAUCUAAGGGAGUUCAACUCCUACAAACAUAACUGAACUACGUAAAUAGUGUAACUUUUAUCUUUUUAACUGUUUUGGACUUCUGUAUAUAUUUAACGGAAUAUAUGAAGUAGCACAGUGAUUCCCCAUGCCUGAUACCAACAAGGGUUUAUUCCUUACUAUAACACUUUGUUCAGAUUGCCCCAAAGCACUGAUGCCUCUUGAGUUCUUGUCAGCAUGUCAUCAGGGCUUACUUUGAUGUUUGGGUUUUUUUUUUCCUGCUGUUGUAAAACAUAUUCUUGAUUUUCCUGGUGAAGUAUAGAUGUAAGUACUCUGUAGUUUAGGUGAUGCAGCAUAGACCACUGUCAUCUUUUUUGCAAGAUAACGUGUGAGGAGGGAAGAGGCAUAUUGUUUCUGAAAAAAUCUGCAUUAACUUACUGAUUUCUGUACACGAGACAGCCAGUUCUCUGCCUAUGCAUAAUGUUCAGCUCAUUGAAGUGAAACUUCCCUGUUUUGGAAGUCCGCUUCAUUAUGAAACAAAGGCUAAAAUGUCCAAGCUUGGGUUCUUCCCUCCAUGUUAGAGCUAUGUUGCAGUAUAAAAUACAUCUAGUUUAUUUUGAGAUAUUCUUCAAGACUUGAGAAGUCAUCCUUUGGGUGCCAUGACAAAUAGUGUGAUUUAACAAAUCUCUUAAAAAGGCUGUUAGAGAUAAACAAGGAUUUAACUUUCUUAUCUCAGACUUGUGUUCUGGGUGAAAGCAGAAGGCUUUCUGCAGUGCCUCAGAUUCAGUGCAUUUCUGUAGUGAAAUUAUAAUAAAAAUACGCAGGUUAGCCCAUAUAGGAAGCAAGCAUAUUCUAAGUCAGAUGGCAUCAGUAUGCUGUUUUUCAGCUAUUGAUGUUCUCAAAGUGUUUUUUUGGUUUACUGUUGUGUAUGUGUCCCUUUCCAAGCUUUUUCUUCAUACUCCUGUGUGUACUACAGCAAGAUUUUUGGGGCACAGGCAACUUUGUAGAACUUGAUAUGCAUUGAUAGAGGGCAAGUUUUUUCAGAACUGUGUGCUGUUGGUCUGACUUCAUUUAUGCUAUCUUAUAAGACUUCUUACCAUCUAUUUCACAAGCAACUGUCUUCAUUUUCCUUUGAUAUUGAAACUUGAAGAUGUACAGGGCAAUAAAAUAAAUUGUCAAAGAUUUGAAAAUUGUUCAAGUAUUUGGGAGCUCUAUUAUAGUGGCAUACUUCUGUGGCUAUGUUUCUCUUGCUAUGGAAUUAGGCAUAUAAUUAGUUUUGUGUUGAAGGGGGUAUUAACCUCAGGUUUUUUUUUAAUGCAGCAAUAAGUAUCUAAGUGAUGAAAUUAUCUUUUUGAAACUAAUUGGAAAGCAAAUGGCUUGAUCUAGAUUUUGUUGUUAGAUUUCAGAAAUACGUGUAUAUAUAAUGCUAAGACACAGAUGAUAGAAAUGUCCACUACACAAAUUGUAGUUUUAAUAGGUUUGGGUCUAAGACACAGCAUAGAAUAAUAAGUGAAAGAAUAAAGCAUGACAGUCAAAAUAUGUGGGUUAGCCUAUGUAAGGAGCAAAGCUAUAUUAAGGCAGUUUAGUGAUACAUAGUUCAAUGGUACUUGGACUACUGGAGGAACCUGGGAGUGGGAGACAAACUAGAUACAACUUGCCAUGACGAAAAGGUUAGAAGAAAGAACUAGAGCAUGUGGAACCCAAGUGGUCCCAGAAACUUCAUAUUUAUGGCCAAAAUAGUAAGAAAAUCUGAUUACCAGUAUUAAUGGUGAUAUAUUAAAUUAUUGACAGUUUUAACAAGGGGUUCUGAAAUUUUUGCUUCUCUGUUCUUGAAUUCAUGUUUGUGCAAGAAUCCCCAUCCCCAGAGGUCAGAAACCUUAAGACCUGGGCAAGGUUUCUGUGGUGACUGAAAGCAAGAGCAAGAGUAUUUUAAACUAGUGAAUCUUUUAAAUAUUCAUUGCUCUGCAUUUUUAAUUGGAUUAUAGAAAUAAAAAUUUCUGCGCACAAGACAGCACAGCAUAUGGAUCUGUCAUGUUAUAUCUAUAUUGCAUUAUUCAUUACUCGUGGUAUAUCAGGAUUAAGAAAUAAAAGUUAUGUUCAUCUGGUAUAGGAAGCCUUUGUACUGCUUUCAAAGAACCUAUUCCAGUGACUGCCUACUACAGGUGUGGCAGGAUGGGACAAAUCAUAGCUCCAGAUAAGCUUUGUUAUAUAACUAAAUGUGAUUAUUGACUUGAGACCACUAAGAACACUUCUCGGAGACUGAAUAGUCAGUCUUUAUCCACAGUAGAUUUUGAGAGUAAACUGGCCUUGGCCAUGUGUUUUCAUGCUAGCUCACUAUGGGUUGUUAACAAAAAUGGCUUGUUGAUGUCUUCACUCUUCCUAAUUUGGAAUCUUCUUUAAAGAAGUCAUAGAAUAGAAGCCUUCUAACUGUAGGUUACAAAUCUCAUCUCGUCUUGACUGAAGAGGGCAGAGUAUGCUGACUGAAAAUGUUUCCGUUUGAACAGUUCUCUGUUCUUCCAACCCCUCAGGCCCAGCUGUGGGGGGAAGAAAACGGUCAAGUCAGUUGUUGCCACAAGUCCCUGUUCUUUGCUUUCCAUGGUACUUUGAGGCCCUUCACCAAACAAUGAAAGCAAGUAUUUAUUAUUUGGAUAAUACUUAACCUCUAAGAUGUGAUCCUAGGCCAUUUAAGCAAUUUUAGUCAUCAUGUCCAAGGCUGUUUAGGUAGUUUGUUUGCUGUCAUAUCUCCUGGAAGGCACAUACUGGCAAAUCCCAGUGCAUCUUCCCCUGUGUUGCUAAUUGAGCUGUUGUCGUUAUGAAGAUCUCUUCUCCCCCAGAAGGUUUCCUCAGUGGAAGAAUUAAUGUUUCCAGUGCAAAAAUUACUUGAUUCUAUGUGUACAUAAUGGUGCAUGCUUCAGUUUGAUUUGAAUUCAAUUUUGUGUUGCACAUAAGCUUUGCUUGUCAUGACUUUUGGAGCUGAAAGAGGGAUGCUAUGACAUGUCAGUCUGUCGGGCCACUGAUGAUCUGGGCUUAUGGAGACAUCUAAGUGUGUAAGCAGUAUAUUGUUGUCCAGCCUGAUAUCACUUUGAUAGUACUUGUAAAGAUGGGUAUAGAGGAAGGGAGAGGCAUGGUGAUUACUAAUUUCUGACUUUGAGCUGCUUGUAUUUUCCCUGUCUUUGUAUGGUGUUGAGGAUGUCAUUUUUUGUGCUAACUAGUAGUAUGCAUGAAGGUUUAAGGGGUAGGGAUAUUUAGGUAGGAUACAACUUUUCUCUUGUCUAGAUCGUGUUUCAGCUAAAAAUACCCUGUGAGAGAGCAAAAACUCUCCUGAGGAGAGGUCCUGCAGUUUGAAGGGUUAACUGUGAUGCAGGAUGCUGGGUUCAUGCCCUGGGGAUCUGCUGAAGUGUACACUCUGAUGGAAUGUCUGUGAUAGGUAGGCCCAAAACACACCACUAUCUCUCUCAGUUUACCACUGAGCAUUGAGCAAGGAGUACUGCCAUGAAAAGUCAGCACAUGAGACUUGUUCCUGUAACCUUGUCACCCUUAUCCUGGAAGAUGAAUCCUGUCAUCCAUCCUCUGUGGCAGUGAAGACAGUUGAGUGCACAAGGGACAAAACCAUAUUGUCCUUCAGGAAGAUGCACCAAAGAGUAAAUGGAGUUGUGUGUGGCCUUGAAGGUGACACAUACUUUCUUGAUUGGAAGAGUGUCUUUUUCUUACUUGUAUUUUUUUGGUUAGUGUGCCUCUUCAGCCAGACUAACUUGGUUUGCUUCCUGUUCCUCUAUGUUGGUAAACAUAAGCUUUUGAAAUUGGCAGUGGGGAUGAAGGAUGCAACUGCAGUACGAAAGGACGGCAAAUUUUACAUGGCCCAACUGGAAUGCUGAGGUAAAUGCUGAAAAAUUGAAGUAGGCAUCCUAGCCAGUUCAAGUGGAUGUUGACUUUGAAACUCUUCAGCCUAUCAAGUUUCUAAUAUUUGAAGUGUCAUCAAGUUGUCUCCUUUUGCCCUACUGAAUCUUCUGUUUUCUUGUGUUAGUAGGCUUGAGAGGACUGCAGAUGUCUAAGGCUGAAGGAAAAUGUCUGCAAUAAGAUGCAGUUACCUCUUGAAGAAUACAUAUGUGUUUUGACAGAGCCAUAUUGCCUUGGGAAGCAUUUUGUUACAAGGCUGGGAGAACUAACAUAGGAGACUGGGACAGCAAAUAAGAGCAAUAAAUGUAGUUGGCAAGAUUUUGUGGCUAGUAGAGUGCAGUUGAAAAAUCAUUCCUGUUCAAAGUCAGUCUUAUUUAAAGUAUGAUUUAAGUAUUGCAAUUGUUCAGAGCUUAUUUAUUUGAGAUCUGAAUAGCUGUUCGUGAUUUUGUAUUCAUCAUUUGUGUUCAUCAUUUUGGUGAAACUCUUUCUGAACAUAAAUACCGUGUUCUGACAGCCAGCUGUGUUCAAACAGUCCCAACUUGAUAUUUAGUAACCAAAGUAAUAAUUUUCCCUUAGCUAGCUUUGAAGUUUUUUUAAUAUGAAGGAGGGCAAUACAAGGAAAAGGUAUAAUUUUGCGCCGAGUUUUGGGGGUUUUUCCUUCUAUAUGAGCUGAUUAGUAAUGCAUGUUGAUACUCUCUUGCUCAGGAAAUUUGUUAUAUUGAUACAAGUGGUUGUGUGUUUAAAUUGAACUGAAUAAUUAGAAACGUAAAAAUGGUUAUCAUUUAUUGGGGUCUCACUUGAACUGAUCCCUUGAUGGAAUGGAGGUGCUUGUUUUCUUUACAGAAGACUGUUAGAGUUGGUCUUUCUAAUAUGGGUUCUAGGAUAAGUUACCCUGUAUGUUUCCCUUCCCUUACCCCAGCUGAUAGGAUAAUCAGUAAUUUCAGUCAGAAGAGAUACAUUUUUUAUGUAGAUUAGUCCAUUGCUAAGCAAUGUUCUUGCCUUGUUGUACACACCUUAUUUUUUCAGAACUCCUUACAAGUUGUUGUGUUCAUUCCUAAUGCAUAGUAGCUUUAGUAGGGCACUGUUUAGAGUAUCCUAAUACUCUUAAGUAUUUUGCAGAAAUGUUAAGAGUUUCCAAAAGCAUUUCAUACUGAGUGAAGACGUUUUCUUUUAAUCUAUGUAUACAUUUUUCAUGUUCCUACAAAUAUUUACAUUCCAUAGAUAAUUUACACUUUCUUGCUUCUGUCCGUUUUAGUGUUGUCAGCAGCAAUAUUAAGUUCUUUCAUAUCUCUACUAAUAGCUGUUUAUUGUUCAUGUCCGCAGUUUUUCAGUUGUCUUCUCAUUGCUUACCUGGAAUAGGCAAGCCUUCUUUCCUGUAGAAAGCUUCUGCAGAUUAACUUCUGCAGCAUCAGUCACGGGGGUGAAUUACAAUCCUUUUCCCUAAAAUUCAUGAGACUUUUUUUUUUAUAACCAUCUUCAUUUUAUUCACUUAUUUCAACUCAUCGUGACUUUGAGGCCAAGAUAUAGAAAUGUUAAGUGGUAUUACUUCUUUAGUGAUUCAUUGAAGAGUUUGUGAAAAGGUUCUCCUUCUAAACUGCCACUUUUGAGAGGCUAGAAAUUGGUUUUUAUUGUUUUAAAGGGCUCGUGCUUUCUGGUCUUAUGCCUGUGUUUACAUUAGUAACUUUUAAAGUUAGUUUAAGAUUUGAAACCACCUCAUUAUCAGAAAAAUUCUAAGUUUUCUGUGAAGUUUUCUAUCUUUCAUCUAUUGUAUCACAGUUCUUCCAUAUAAUUUAGCAUAAAUCAACAGGCGUUCUACUGGUUUCUUCUCCUGAGUUGAAUGAGUUCUCACCAAGCAAUACCCUGAUCUAGUUUGUGUUGCAGAUUCUUUAAUAGUGUAAUGGAGGGAACAGCAAAUGAAUGUACGUGUAGGUGAGGAGGGCUGCUAAUGGAGAAAUAGUGGUUUAUACUAUUAAACAAAAAGUGAAAACAGAGACAAAGAAACAAGCAUUGUUUAGCCUGUUUGUGCAGACUCACCAAGCACAAGACAUGCUGUUAAUAUGUGGAUUUCAGAACAAUCAUUAAGUGCUUAUUGACAUCUAUCCUUCUUAUAGGGAAACUAAGAGUGAGUAGGUUUUUUUUCUGACAGGCAAACUAAAGACAUGUUAACUAAAGACAUGCCUCUGCCUUUUGUGUGUGUUUACCUGUAAAGGACCUGGGAUGUUCAAGCAAGCUAUGUAAUAGUUUUUCCAUAUGCUAGAUGGAACAAUCUCUGUCAUCUCUUAUUGUACAGCUAUUUUGUGUGUGCAAAAAUUAGUAAUGUGCUUUUGUAUAUGCUUCUAAGAUACUUGACCAUUUGCAAAAAAGGACUCCUUCAAAUUAACACUCCGGUAAAGAUAAAAAUCACUAAAGAGAAAGCAUGAAGAAUUGGAUCUAUUCCAAGUAUCAAUACCUCUGCACUUAAAAUUUUAAUACCUAAAAAAAAUUUGUUCUGCUGAGUUGGGCUUUUUAAAGCAAAAUUCAGCAUCUGUAUUAUGCCAGGUCUUACCUUUCAGUGAGGCCUCAAAUAAUUAAGAUAUUUUUUUUUUAAUUUGACAUGUUUAGCAAUAGUCCCCAUCGAAAAGAAAUAGCUUACCCUUGUUAAAAUGCAUUGAUUACUGUUAUAAGUCAAAGCUGGUGGAAUAAAUCCUCUGGAAAGAGUGCAACUUCAUUACAAGCAGAGAACAAAGUUUUGGUUUAGACCUUUUUGUCUGGAAGAGAUAAAGAGCAAUGUGUAUAGCCAGAGGUGGUUCUUGUUGUGCAGUUUGGUAUUAUGAAAACUAAUUCUGCAAUAUUUGCUUGUCCAAGUAGUAAUGUGUCCUAUCUAUUGCAUAGUUCCAUUGCACAAAGUACUAAAGCAGGCUCUGAGGGUUUUCUGGUAUGUAAGCCUUGAGGAGAAUCUUCAGGAGCACAUUUACAUCUCUUAUGGCUUUAUCAAGGGCAUUGUAUCAGCUGUAACCUUUGAGGCUGGCAGCAUCUCAUGGUCAAUAUGAUAACAUAUUGAAGUAAGCAGAUGUGUUUAGUAUGUGCUGUCUUAAAUUCAGAGUGCAAUCACUUUUAUGUGAUAAUACUAUUUAGAAGUAUAUAAUGUAAUUGUGGCAGGCAUGUGUGCAAUGAUUUUUUUCUGUGCAGUGUCUAUAAGUAUAAUUAAAUUAUGUAUAUAAAACCCAUGUGAAAUGAUUUCCCACCCAGCAAUGACCAGGAUGCACAAGUAUGAAUUAAAACAGGUGGUAGACAGACUUUAGUCAGAAGUCUGACACACUAAACGUUUCUCCCUAGCAUCUGUAUGCAUGUGAGGUGGUUGAAGAUUUAUCUGUUUUGUCACCUCCUUGAUUCUAUCUCAGCACUGCUGGGAUCCAGCCUCAGCUUGCAUUUUCAGCUGAGCAUGAACUGUUGAGUAUAUUGCAUGCCAAAAUACCUACAUUGAAUGGAAAGUUAGUAGGCCACUGUGACUAUUGUGUAGCGAGUCUUCAUCUUGCUAGCUCUACUGUUUUUUCUAAAGCGCUUAUAUAAAAAGCUGCUGUUAUAAUUGGAACUGUUCUAUGGCAACCAGAACUAAUUGCAUAAACCAUAUGGCUUUUGAACUUCUGAUAUCUUUUCUCUUGAAAAGCAAAAAAAGCCUACUUGCUUCUCUGCUAGGCAAACCUUACUCAUGACUUGCUUGAACUGCUGCUAAUUAGAAACUGGCAUUCAGUUAAUGCCGUAAAAAGUGUUUAAGAAUGUUCGGGUUUAAAAUUCUACCUGUGCUUGGUGAAGUAAAAGUAAGUUUAUUGAAAGAUAGAUGGCUGCUAUGGACUGCAUGUUAGAGAGAGGCACUUUGCUGAACUGAACAACUGUGUCUUUAAUUUUUCUUUCUUUCAUUCAGCAUUAUAAAGAGAGCAGAUUUACUCAGUCAACUUGACUUUAUUGUUCUCCUCUUAAUCUAUUUUAAGACAAAAUCUUCCUUAGUAGGUAUAGAACCCUGUUUCUUGAACAUAAUGAUUUUAUAGGUUUUGAUUGCAGUAACUUCUAAGCUGUUUUAAUAACCUGAAGUGUAAUACUGUCUCUGAGGCUAAUAGUCGAAAACUGAAUUAGCUUUUUUUAAUGGUACUUCAGUAGUUCAGUAUUUUAAAAAUAUUUUGGGGGAGGGCAGAAGAAAACUCACAGCUCAAAUGCUGUGUUAAGAUGCUGGUUUAGUACAGUGUUAAAGCUGAAAACUCAUUUCAGAAAGCUUUCUAUUUUUUUCCUAGAAUGUAAUUAGCCAUAUUAAUACUCUUUUUAGGUCAGAUAGAAGUGUAAAUAAAACGCUAAAAAAAGCCAGUUUUCCAAAUGAGAUGUAAGAGAGCAGUCUGUACAGACUUGAAAGUAAUAAAAAUGGUAGAAGAACCAGUAGAGUGAAACAAGUUUUUAAGACAUAAUGGGUUUUUUUAGUCUGAAAACUAGCUUGCACACUGAUUGCAAGUACUGUAUAGAAUGCUUCAAUGAAGCUAAAUGUGUUAUGCAAGCUGGAAGUACUUCAACUGACAGGUGCUCUUGGCUUUUUUUUGAGAAAUGCUGCAGUGCUUAAGAGAACUGUGAAGUCUCCAGUUAGUACACUGAAGUCCUGUACAAGCAAGUAAGCUGUUCUAUUGAAGUUUUCUAUCUAGUGUGUGGUUCACUGGAAGCAAAUAAUCUCUGGGGUCACACUGUUUUGCUGAGAGCCAUAGAGAUCCAAAUACAUCAUGUUGUGCACAUCACUAUAGUCUCUGUAGGACAAGAAUGUUGGAGCCUGCUAUUUGAAAGCAGUCUUCUUAAUGAGGCUUGUCUGAACUUGAAAGAAAUCAUUUGAGAGCGACAGAUUUUAUUCAUGUAGUAAGCAGUUCAUCAAAUAUAUUUGCCUAUGAAGUUGUUAGUGUUAGUUUUGGGUUGAGACCACAAAGAAUGGCAUACAAACUUGCACUGGAUAUCAAAGCCUCAGUAUUUUGCAUAAAAAGGUGAUUGAAGGUCAUAAUUAACAUAAAUUAGAAAUAAAGACCAGACAUUAAGUCAGCUAAGCAGGAUUUUGGUAGCAAACUGACCUGAAGAGUAACUUGUACCAUUUUAAAACAAAAAAGUUUUGAAGUACUUAUUUAUAAACUCUGAAUGCAGCAGCCUUCUGAAACUUUUUUUUUUUUCAAGUUUAGACUUACCUCAUCUGCUAAUUGUUGUCAAGAAGGAUCCCUUUACUAACAGCAGUCUCAAGCUGUGGCAGUGGUCAGGAGUCUUUCUGUUCCUGUUGUGGUUGUAUGUCACAUGUGGACUACCUGUAAUCAUCUGCAAAUGGCCUAUUAGCUUUUGUGGUAUCCUCCUAGCAUUGUUCAAUACGGCAACUCCAAACUAACAUGGCAGUCAGACUGUGUGAUGUGGCUUCUCUGCUUAGAAGUGGUUCGUGGGCAGCAGAGCCUUGGACUGGGGUCUGUGGGACUUUUCUUAAAUUCUCAGGUAAUUGCUGCCAUGGAAACACAACUGUCUAAUGGACCAACUUGUAAUAACACAGCCCAUGGUUCAGCCACCAUAAACAAUUGCCCAUCACCAGUUGAUUCUGGGAACACAGAAGACAGCAAGACCAAUUUAAUAGUCAACUACCUUCCACAAAACAUGACACAAGAGGAACUGAAGAGUCUUUUUGGCAGCAUUGGGGAGAUAGAAUCCUGCAAGCUUGUUAGGGACAAAAUAACAGGACCGAGUUUGGGUUACGGUUUUGUGAACUAUGUUGACCCCAAGGAUGCCAAAAAAGCUGUCAAUACCCUGAAUGGAUUUAGACUUCAAACUAAGACUAUAAAGGUUUCUUAUGCACGUCCAAGUUCAGCUUCUAUCAGAGAUGCAAAUUUGUAUGUUAGUGGACUGCCAAAAACAAUGACCCAGACAGAACUGGAACAGCUCUUUUCCCAGUAUGGACAUAUUAUUACUUCUCGUAUUCUGGUUGACCAAGUCACUGGGGUGUCACGGGGCGUGGGGUUUAUCCGGUUUGACAAGCGAAUUGAAGCAGAAGAAGCUAUCAAGGGCUUGAAUGGUCAGAAACCUCCAGGUGCCACAGAGCCCGUCACUGUAAAGUUUGCUAACAAUCCAAGCCAAAAAACCAAUCAGGCCACUCCAAACAGAAGGUAUCCCGCCCCUCUAGCUCAGCAGGCUCAACGUUUUAGGUUGGACAAUCUGCUCAACAUAGCUUAUGGAGUAAAGAGUAGGUUUCCUCCAAUGACCAUUGAUGGAAUGACCGCUUUGGCUGGAAUUAAUAUCUCUGGACAUGCAGGAACUGGGUGGUGCAUUUUUGUGUACAACUUGGCCCCUGAUGCUGAUGAGAGUAUCCUCUGGCAAAUGUUUGGACCUUUCGGAGCAGUGACCAAUGUGAAGGUCAUCCGUGACUUUAACACCAACAAGUGCAAAGGUUUUGGAUUUGUGACAAUGACAAACUACGAUGAGGCAGCUAUGGCAAUAGCCAGCCUGAACGGAUACCGCCUUGGUGACAGAGUAUUGCAGGUCUCCUUCAAAACAAAUAAAACGCACAAACCCUAACAAGUUAUUCUCAGUGCAUUAAUACGUGAAAACUAUACAACAAAGGCAAUUUACAAGAAGCUUUAUGCAUUAGUAAAUGCCUUUGUUGUAUUCCAGUGUGGAAAUGGGGAUAAAAUGACUACUUAGCAUCCUAAGAAUAUGUGAGAUUUUUUUAUUGCUAAUAUUUGAAUUAGAACUUCUUAAAUAUCUUUUGUCUUUGAGUAUUGACAAGAGGUAGAGGGUUUUUACCUGUUACAAUGCUUAUUCUAUUGCCUUCUUUGAAGAAGGUGGGACUUUUAAAAUGUUUCAGCUAAGGGAAGAAGUUUCUUUUCUUUAUACAUGACUUCCUUUAAUUUAUGAGUAAAUAUUGAGGUUUUGUGUAAUACUGUAAUUUUUGUCAGUUCUUGAUUUGUUUUGUGUUUAAUUUACCUUGCAAUGCAUUAUUGUUUUCUUGUUCAAGAAAAGUAAAGUUUACAUGUUAUUUAUAAAGUUUAAGCAGUAUUUAUUUCAUCAUCUUCAUUUGGGCUGGGGAGUGGGAGCACAAUAUUAAAGCUUAUUGUAAGAAUACUGGAGAACUUUUCGUAAAGCAUUGCCAAAGAGAUAAGAGCCUCUUUGAUGUGGGUUUAAAAAAGCAUCUAUUUUUAUUAAAAAAAAAAAAAAAAAUUUGGAGAAACUUUUUACUGGUCCUGGAACAAAUAUUUUGACAUGAAUACUUUGAGAAAUCUCUUCAUAUGACACCUAGUGAGCUUUUAAAACUACCAGAAAAUUUGCAAUUGUUGGGAAAAAAAGUAGAAAUAUUUAUGAUGUAGAACUACUUUUGAGACCUUUGUAUUAAGAAGUAAAGUCAAUGGAAUGCACUGUUGGUUUCAUUUUUUGUAAUCAUCAGUGGAGUCAUUGAUCAUCCUGGUUAUUAAGUGGUAGGUGGCUCACUUUAAUUUGUGAUUUUGAAGCAAAUGAAAAUUUAAGAAAAGAAUAUAAGAGCAAGCAGAAAAUUCAAACACUGAGAUAUGGGGGAAAUAAAUCUGUUCUUCCUAAAGAAUUCCCUUCAGAUAGAGCUCAUGGUGUUUAGUGAUGUACUUGCUAUUGUUUGAAGAAUUGUUUUGUCUUAAGAAAAGACAUCAAGCAUGACUUGUGAAGUAGCAAAUCAACAGAAGUGGCCUGAGUUGGAUGCAUUAGGAGGUAUUUUGAAAGUUAUGUUCAAGGCUAACACCUGAGCUUUGUGUAAUGUAAAUAAGACCUUAAGUUAUGAACCUUUCAGCUAAUUUUGAUUAUAGUUUUUUUAAAAGUUACAUGCCGAGUGAUGUUCAAUUUUGAAUGUUUUUGUAUAAGUUUUUUCUAUGUAAAUGGCAUUAACAUUGUUACUUGAUGUCUGCUUCAUAUUUUCUUUUUUUUUUUUUCCUGAGGACUUGAAUUUACAGUGCAUCAGAUCUGUUGCUAUUUUUGUCUGUAGAUAAUCCAGCUUCAGCUGUUUAUGGUGAUGCAACAUUUUCGUUCAUGAAUAUGUUUGUGGUAAAAAAAAAAAAAGUAUAAACAUAUGUUUUGACCAAAUUUCCUUACAUUUUUCAUAUGAAAACCAUAAAUACCUGUAUGCUAUUGAAGUUUAACUUUGUAUGAUGCUUAAAUCACUCUUUGGGGAAAUAGAAAAAGUCUUUGCCAUGUAUUGAAGAAAUUUAAGGAAAACAAAUGCAGAAUAUUUUCUGAUUAGCAUCUAGCUUAUAAUAAUUUUUUUUUUUUUAAAGCUGAGGGUUUGGUGCCUUCACAAGGAUGCACUGACAACUACGUAGUUACGUCCUGCUUUUUGUAUAAACUGAAAUGCUCAUAUGCUUCCCCUUAGAAAAAGCAAUGUUCUAUGCAUAGCAUAGUUGUACACUAUCUUUGCAGUUGUUUUUGGUUCUUAUUCUUUUAAAUUGUAGUUAUAAAAUUUUCAGUAUAGUACAGUAUAUAUACUGUGAAGCGCGUGCUAAAGUGAAUAAGCAAGUUUUCAUGCUGACCCACUCAAUGCUAUUCAAAAAUCAAUUGGCUUCCUGAGUACUUCUUCAUUCUUAGAUGCAUUUAGAUUGUUAAAAGCUAAUCCUCUGCAUUAAAAGUUGUAUAUAGUAUAGAAAUCACAAACUUUCCAAUGUGGGAGAAAUAGUAGCUUUUCUGUACUUCUUUCCUGUACUACUAUAGCAACUGACAGCAUUGAUGAGAAGGCAUGUAAAUUGGGCUUAACUUUACAGUGCUUAUCAGAGCACUUAGUAAAAUAUAAGGCUGGUAUUUAUUUGAAGUUGUAUAGUAUGACUUAAUUCACAUUUGUUGGAAUAGAGAAUAUAUUCUGUUGGGUAUUUAAGAGGUUGUACAUGUUUUCUUUUGUGUUUGGAUUCUUUGUACUUUUUCAUGUUCAGUACAUCAAUAAACAAAGUUGAAGGGAAAA